Molecule: messenger RNA, 1891 nt
Organism: Suillus paluster
Lineage: Eukaryota; Fungi; Basidiomycota; Agaricomycetes; Boletales; Suillaceae
Product: cytochrome P450
Exons: 13
Coding region: 1-1554 (517 amino acids)
Molecular function (GO): monooxygenase activity; oxidoreductase activity, acting on paired donors, with incorporation or reduction of molecular oxygen; iron ion binding
Source: RefSeq, a predicted model, not a curated record
AUGGUCGAAAGCUACAUGAUCAUUUUCUCAGCCAUUGGCUGCGCAAUCAUUGCAGAAGGAUGGCGUACUACGCGAAAGAAGGCAAAUGGUAUGGCACUCCCACCUGGACCGCGCUUGCUGCCUUUCCUAGGAAAUAUCCUCGACAUUGAUGUAGCUCGUCCAUGGCUAACUUAUGCUGAGUGGGGAAAGCAAUAUGGUGAUAUUGUGUACUCGCGCCUUUUUGGUCAGCACUUCAUCAUCGUCAACUCUGAGAAGGUCGCUAGGACCAUUGUAGAUAAACACUCGGCGAUAUAUUCUGAUCGUCCUGUCAUUGCUACAAACGAGUAUUUUGGAUUCUCAUUUAACACUGGGCUCUUGCCAUACGGUGACACAUUCCGCAUGCACCGCAAACUUUUUCAUCAGGUACUACGUGUCGAAGCAUCGAAUUCGUACCAGGAUCUGUAUCUCCGCAAGGCUCAUGAGCUCGUUGUCAAUCUUUUCGAUGCCCCCGAGGAAGUAGAACGACACCUGAACACAUUUGCGGCGUCUCUCAUCUUGGCAGUCACGUAUGGAUAUGAGACCCAGCCAAUGGAUGAUCCCUUCGUAACAUCUGUUCAGAAGGUCAUUUCGAUUGGCAAUCAAAUUAUAUCUCCUGAAAGAGCAGCCAUGCAAAUGUUCUUUCCUUUUCUAACUCGGCUCCCGUCCUUUGUACCAGGGGGGGAGUACAAGAAGCAGGCCCCAGAAUGUCGUAGAUUGGUCCAGGAUAUGAUGGAGACACCCUUUGAAUAUGUGAAAAAACAAUUGGCAAAGGGUACGGCUCGUCAAUCUAUGGUAUCAGACUUCCUGAACCAGGGGAACGGAAGUCAAUUUCGUGCUCAUGAACAGUUGAUGAAGGCGGUUGCUGCAACUGCAUACCUUGGUGGGUCUGAGACAACCUCGUCAACCCUACACACAUUCCUACUGGCAAUGGUUCUUUACCCGGAAGUUCAGGCUCUCGCUAGGGCAGCAAUCGACGCGGUGUGCGGACGCGACGGGAUUCCGACUUUCCAGGAUAGGGAGUCACUGCCAUAUAUUGAGGCGGUCUGUCGUGAACUUCUCAGAUGGGCGCCUGUUGCACCUCUCUGCAUUCCACAUGCAACCUCAUGCGAUGAUGUUUAUAAUGGAUUCCUCAUUCCAAAAGGUUCUGUGGUGGUGUUGAAUGCAUGGGCCAUGGGUCACGAUGAAGACAUAUAUCCUAAUCCAUCGCAUUUUGAUCCCGAUCGUCAUUUGACUACAGACGGAAAGUUGAAAGAUGAACCCAUGUGCAGUCAUUUCGCUUUUGGUUUUGGAAGGAGAAUUUGUCCAGGUCGUUUCUUCGCAGACCACUCCUUGUGGGCGUCUGUCGUGUCAAUUCUCUCAACUAUCGAGAUCGCAAAAGCACAAGACAAGGAUGGCAAGGACAUUGACUUUACGCCGCGAUUUACAAAUGGUCUUACAAUCCAUCCCGAACACUUCCCGUGCUCUAUGCGGAGUGUAUCUUCAGCUAGGGAAGAGCAGAUGCGAACGAUGUGGAGAGUUGAUGCAACUGGUCAGUGAGUGUAUAUCGCACGGCCCGCAUAACACAGCCAUUUUGUAUAUAUCAUAUGUCACAUAUGAUAUGAUUAUACAUUCUGGCCUCCAGCCGACUUCCGGGAAUGGCUGCACAACCUCCAUGAUUUCACAGCUCAGCCUUCUUGUCAGCAGAACAAACUAUACCAAGACAACAGAGCUGAGGCUUGACUCAGGCCUGCACCAGUGCGGCACGACGUACGAUACAUGUGUCCAUCAUAAGCGCGUUGGACGGCUCACCAAAUUGCGUAUUCCUGCACAUAUGACGACAUCAUCUAUUCUCAAGAAUGUAAGCAGACAUAUCGCCGGCUCAGUGGGUUGUGUC